AGAAGAAGAAGAUGUCGGGUGAUUCAGCUUUCUGCCUCAGAUGAUGGAUGUCGAGGAACAAAUUACAGUUACUCUAACAAUUUUACACAGAGUGCUUGCAACUGUCUUCAUAGACGGAAAGGAAAUAUGGAGAAAACUAUUCACAGUUGGAAGUAUCGGAGAACUGAUAGCCUCAGCCAAAACUGAGCUGUCUCAACAAGUAUCUCUUGAUCGAAUACUGAGAUUUGACACAGAUUUUCAAGAAUUCAUUGACACUGAUGUGAAUGCUGGAGUGCGGGAGCUUGACAAAUUUCAAAUACAUUAUAUUGCAAGCAACACCCAGGAUAUAUUAGAAGGAAGUGUUCAACCAUUACAGUGUCAUUCAUCAGAUGUAACUCGGACUGGCACCCCAACUGGAUUGCUAACACUGCUUGAAGAAAAAGCCCCUACAAUCCUGAGAGAACACGAAGAGACAAAGACACUUUCUAUUUCCUCAAGAAAGUUUCUUGUUAAAGUUGCUGUCAGUGACCUCGUUGAGAAACAUGGAUUCUAUCCAUCUGGUACAGAAAAGCUGGCACUAGCAAAGGAGAUUGUGUCAUUGUUCCCCUCGUUAAGGAUUCAAGUGCCCUUUGGUGAAAAUGAGGGACAUGAGCAUUUUUUUGAUGGGCCAUCACACAGUGGCUUUAUAGAGAUGAGACUGCGGAACAUCAGACAGAAGCUUCAACAGAACCAGCGGAUGUACAGUUUGAAACAUCGUCAUUGUACACUGCAACCUUCUUUGCCGAGUCAAGAUGAAACUGUGCCAAGUGAGUGGUUGACCCUGAUAAAAAGGAUGCGACCGUCACCAGAGAAUUCAUCAUCAAUAAAGGCUGCAAUUGAACAAACCUUCAGUUACCGAAGGAAAUGGAUAACGAGCAAAUCCCCAACUGUUGCUGAAAUCUUCAAAGAAUAUCCCAGAUUUCUUGACAUGCCUGCCUUGAUGGACAUUGAAUUUUCCAAACUCACGGAUGGCAAAGAAGCCUUUUUUUAUCUGGAAAUGGGAAGGGUGCAUAAUUCCAAAGCUGAAGCAAAUAGCAUCCUUGGAGAAGAAAAAUGACAUACAACACUUGCUGGAGAAAGCCAACAAUCAGCAAGAUGAUGAGCUGUGCUACACUAUAUUGAAGAUCCUCAUUCAUCUUCUUCCACCCACGGCGUCUGGGAGAAGUGUUGCUGGCAGUAAAUGCUGUGUGAACUCUGCAGUCUCAUACCUGUUGGAGCAAGUGCCGACCGGUACCAACGUGACCUCCUUGCUCAGUGAAUCCAUGAGUGGGUCCCUGAAAUCAGCUCAGCCGCAGUUGGUUUCCAUCGGUUCUCUACAACAUGGAGCCCAGUACAUAAUUGUGGCAAAGAAUGAUUCUUUUGCCCUUCCACUUGAUGUUGAAAGCCUGACCUGUGCUGUAGACAGACUUUUCAAAUUCUUCUGGCUGUGCAAUCUUCAGUAUCCAUGCCAACUGUCCUCUGUUUUUUCAUUUUUUGAGUAUAUAUGACCUACCUUUGACCCAGUCAUCUUGCAAACGUUCAAAGGUCAUGGAAUUGAUUGCAAAAUUGCAGUCUCGUCCCUAAUUGAAACAAGCAUGUAUACCUGUCCAAAGUGUCUUGAAAAAGUUUCUGUUGAAACAAAGCAGUUGAUUUGGCAUUUAAGGGAGGUACAUGCACUCUCCGACAGUCACAACCUAACUUUAAUUUGUAGUCAAAAUGGUUGCCCCAGAACGUAUCAUAAUUUCAAUUCAUUUUUAAAACAUCUUAGCAGAGAUCAUUUGUAAGAUGAAUUCAUGCCCUUCAGUGGAGUCAGGAUGCACUGAAAACAUAGAUAUAGCAAAUCAAAUUGAUGAAAGCAGAAUAUGUAAUUUUGAAGAUGAUGUCCAAAUGUCUGAAACAGAACCAGUUCCCCAGAGCAGUUUAAGCCUAACAGAUUGUGCUGCUGUUUUUGCUGCCCGCAUGUAUGCCUCUGCUAAUGUAACUUAUACUGAUGUUCAAAAAAGUAUAACCUGCACAAAAGAAGUCAUUGAUCGUGCCUUAGGUCAUUUGCAAGAAAAGACUAAUACUUUACUAAAGAACUUUGCAGUUCCGCUAGAUAGUACUGAAGUUCAAACACUUAUGAAAGAUUUUGAGAGUACUAGAAACAUGUUUAGUGACAUAGAUACACCAUUUAAACUAACUAAGUACUUUUCUGACAAUUUUUCCUUUGAGAAACCAACAGACGUGUUUCUUGGUCACAGAUUAGAUUGUGUUAAAAAGAAUGGAAAAAAAAGCCAGGUGUUACAAAAUGCAAAAUAUGUAUAUGCAGUCUUGUUGUGGACAGGAAAAAAUGCAUGAUUAUUGUGAUGGUGUUCAUUAUUCUAAACAUCCUCUUUACCGAAACCAUCCCAAUGCAUUACAAAUUCAGUUAUACCUAGAUGAUUUGGAAACAACAAAUCCUCUAGGAUCAAAAACAAAGAUUCAUAAAAUGGGGGCCGUUUACUUUGCAUUAAGAAAUGUGCCUUCAGAGUACAAUUCUGUACUUUCCAAUAUUCAUUUAUGUCUUUUAUUUAAUUCUGUUGAUUAAAACAUUUAUGGUUUUGACAGAAUUCUGGAACCGCUUUUAACAGACUUAAAAGAGAUUGAGAAAAAUGGUAUUGAGGUCAAAAUACAUGAUAAAUAUCAAUUACUUUAUGGAACGCUUUGUUUGUUUACAGCAGACAAUCUUGCCUGUCACUCACUCUGUGGCUAUGUGGAAAGUUUCUCCGCAAACAGAUUUUGUCAAUUUUGUUUAAUUGACAAAUCAAGUUCUCAAUAUAUUUUUGAUGAGAAUAACACAGAGAGACGUACAAGGGAAAACUAUGCAUGCCACGUCCAACUCAAUGAUGCAAGUGCAACCGGUGUCAAGCAUAACUCAUGCCUAAAUAGCCUACAGUAUUUUCAUGUCACUGAAAAUAUUGGUGUGGACAUCAUGCAUGAUGUGCUUGAAGGAGUCGCACCUCUUGAGGUGAAAUUGAUGCUGCGGCAUUUCAUUUAUGAGGAGAAAUGUUUUUCUCUGGAACUAUUAAAUGAAAGAAUAGCAGCAUUUGACUAUGGCUAUGAAAAUCAAAAAAAUAAACCUAGUGCAAUUAUCAAUCUUAGGACAUCUGAAAAUGCUAUUAAGCAGACUGCAUCACAGAUGUGGUGUUUACUACUAGUCUUGCCUUUUCUGUUGGGUGAUUUAAUUGAUCCAAAGAGCCCACAUUGGCAUCUUUUCCUGUUGUUGCGUGAAAUAUGUGACAUAAUUUUUGCACCUGUUGUGUCAAAAGGGCUUGCAGCUUAUCUUAAACAACUAAUAAUAGAUCACCAUACACAAUUCAAGCUGCUUUAUCCUGGUAGGAAUCUUAUUCCUAAACAUCAUUAUACACAUAAUUAUUCGAGUAUUAUGACUUUAUUUGGACCUCUUUCCAAGUUGUGGUGUAUGAGGUUUGAAGCCAAACAUCACCCUCUUAAGCGACAUGCCCAAGUAGUAUGCAACUUUCGAAAUAUUUCAAAAACGCUGGCUCAUAAACAUCAGAUUCAGCAAAUGUACCACUGGAAAUUGAGCUCACCGCUCAAUUUUGAAAUGAAUGUGCCAAAUGCUUUCCCAGUUGUGAUUGCAUCUUUGUAUAAAGGUGACAAAUUGCUUGACAAACUUAAGACAGACUCUCAUUUUGAGACUCUCACUUAUACCAGUUCAGUUCAUGUGGCUAACACUAUCAGUUUUUUGGGGACAACAUACAGGACAGGAUGCAUUCUGACUUUAAAAGCAGAUGAGAGGGGAGAACCAUUAUUUGGUGAAGUUAUACACAUUAUUCCCCAAAGUGAAAGAGAAUGUGCACUUAUGUUUCUGAGAGUUUUAAGAGUUAAAUAUUUUGAUGAACAUCUUUUUUCCUUCAAUGUCAUCAGAACCAAAGAUUUUGACAUGGCAAAGCUGCCUGGUGACUUAAUAGAUUACAGACCUUUAAAUAUUGUAUCAUUUUGUGAUCAGCAAUAUGUAACUCCUAAAUACAAAAUUUUGUUUUAAACAUGUUGGCGGUUGAAACUGUUGAACACAUUGUGUUUUGACCAGAUUAGACAAUGAAUUGUUUUUUUUUUAACAUGAUCAUCUAUAGGUGAAUGCAUACACAGUGUGUAAUGGUUAUUUCUUUGAAUACAGUUUUUAGGUUAAUUAAAAUAUUUUUUUCUGUAUGAAAAUGAAAUGUUGGUACACUUGAGAAAAAGUUCAGAAAAUAUGGUACUUUAUGUUAAACUAUUUCAUACAUAUUUGACAUUUUAUUUGACUGCUUAACAGAUGAGUUUUAUAAUAUUUGAUGAAUGGUUUUUAAAAUGUAUGAUGUGUUAAUGCUUAUUUCACAAGUUUAUAGUCAGUAUACUGUAGUAAAAACAUUUGAAUGCAUUAAUUCCAUGUUAAAAAGAAAAACAAACAGUAAGUGUGUAAUGGUUAUUUCCUUUGAAUACAGUUAAUUAAAAGUAUUUUUUCUAUAUGAAAAUGAAAUGUUGGUACACUUGAGAAUAAGUUCAGAAUAUGUGGUACUUUGUAUGUUAAACUGUUUCAUACAUAUUUGAUAUUUUAUUUGACUGCUUAAAAGAUGAGUUUUGUAAUAUUUGAUGAAUCGUUUUUAAAAUGUAUGUUGAAUGUGUUGAAAUUCUUAUUUCACAAGUUUAAAAUCAGCAUAUUGUAGUAAAAACAUUUGAAUGCAUUAAUUCCAUGUUAAAAAGAACAAAUAAACAGUAUGUGAGCAGUGUAAUUGGUUCCUGUGAGAU
Megalobrama amblycephala (Wuchang bream) is the source of this 4761-nucleotide messenger RNA. RefSeq lists its product as uncharacterized. The transcript is spliced from 8 exons. NCBI's taxonomy places the organism in Eukaryota, Metazoa, Chordata, Actinopteri, Cypriniformes, Xenocyprididae. The record is from RefSeq and is a predicted model, not a curated record. The coding region runs from base 2948 to 4021 and encodes 357 amino acids.